CAAUUAAAUGGCUCGUGACAUCACGGGCAGCGGAGUGGAUGACGAGGAGGGGCGCUAUUCCAACCAGGAAAAAAAAAGAAAAAACACCACCAGGAACGAUGAAUUGCCCAAUUUGAGUGUCAGUAUUCAACACUUUGAGGGCUCUUUGCCCCCACCCUGGAGAAAACGUUUGGACAAAGUGCGCUUCCUAGUGAUGAAGUUCCUCCCGUCAUUUCGUGCUUUUUUUCCGCUGCAAUUCCAGGGAUGGCUAGUCAAGCUAACGUAGCUCGCUAACUGGUUAGCUCGUCCAUUUAGCCAUUCCCACUCUCCCAUAACUUAACCCGUUGUAUUAUUAUUAUUAUUAUUAUUAUUAUUAUUAUUUUUAAAGCGGUGAUGUUAUCUUCUUCAAUGUGCAAGUCGAAUGUUUGACGCUGGGAGCUCGUCGACGUGUGCUUGCGGUAGAUGGACGGGCUGACGGGCGGCGUUUGCUACCACUGCGCGGGCGUAAAGUGUCGGCGUCGGGGCGGCUAGGCUCGCGGGUGGGCUUCGACAAAUGUGGCAGGGUCGGCCAGCAGUGUCCCGCUGUCUCCGGGACACGAGUGAUUAAUAAAAAAAAAAAGGCUUUUGUGUGCGUGUGUGUAGUUAAGCUUUCACGACUGAGCAACGGCGCGGGGAAUGAUUAAAAAGGUGUUGGCACACUGGGAAUCAGAUUUUUUUUAACCCCUCCACGUUAGCUAGCCUGUUGUAUUUUUUUUUUCUUCUACCAAGAAAAUGGUCUUUUCCAUCUUCUAAAACGUCGCCUUUUUACCACUUAUCUUCGGGCAAGUCUUUUUUUCCGUGUAAACCGCUAAUUUGCAUACGAGUCUUAAGCUGUCAAAUAUUUGUCACCGGCAACGAGCAAAGAAAGUAGCGUGAUCCCAUUCGGCUGAACGGGAUUCCAUUGACUUGAGCUCGGAAAACCUUUUCCGAGUCCCCCUUCGUCCGUCAGACAGGGUUUUUCUGGCUCAUGCGGUGAUGACUCUUGACUCCAUGAUGGCCUGUUGCCUGAGUGAAGAGGCGAAGGAGUCAAAACGGAUUAACUCUGAGAUCGAGAAGCAACUGCGGCGGGACAAACGGGACGCCAGGAGGGAGCUAAAGCUGCUUCUGCUGGGUACUGGCGAGAGUGGCAAGAGCACUUUUAUCAAGCAGAUGCGAAUCAUCCACGGGUCAGGCUACACAGACGAGGACAAGAAGGGGUUCACCAAACUGGUCUAUCAGAACAUCUUCACGUCCAUGCAGUCCAUGAUCCGUGCCACUGAGACCCUCAAGAUCCCAUACAAGUUCGAACAGAACAAAAACAACGCACAGCUGGUGCGCGAGGUGGAUGUGGAGAUGGUGACAUCGUUCGAUCAGCCGUACAUCGGCGCCAUCAAGAUGCUGUGGGCUGACCCUGGCAUCCAGGAGGCCUACGACCGCAGGAGAGAGUACCAGCUCUCGGACUCCACCAAAUAUUACCUUAGCGAUUUAGAACGAAUAGCGACGUCGGGGUACGUGCCCACUCAGCAGGAUGUGCUGCGGGUUCGAGUGCCCACCACCGGCAUCAUUGAGUACCCGUUUGACCUGGAGAAUAUAAUUUUCAGCUAUCUUAGCGAUCUGGAUCGUAUCGCUGAAUCUUCCUAUCUACCCACCCAACAGGAUGUGCUUAGGGUUCGAAUCCCAACCACUGGGAUCAUAGAAUACCCUUUCGACUUGCAAAGCAUCAUUUUCAGGAUGGUGGAUGUGGGCGGCCAGCGGUCGGAGAGAAGGAAGUGGAUUCACUGUUUUGAGAAUGUCACCUCUAUCAUGUUUCUGGUGGCACUCAGCGAGUACGACCAGGUGCUGGUGGAGUCGGACAACGAGAACCGCAUGGAGGAGAGUAAAGCGCUGUUCAGGACCAUCAUCACAUAUCCUUGGUUUCAAAACUCCUCUGUCAUCCUCUUCCUCAACAAGAGAGACCUGCUGGAGGAGAAGAUCAUGUACUCUCACUUGGUGGACUACUUCCCGGAGUUUGACGGCCCUCAGCGUGACCCGCUGGCAGGCCGCGAGUUCAUCCUGAAGAUGUUUGUGGACUUGAACCCAGACAGCGACAAGAUCAUCUACUCGCACUUCACGUGCGCCACCGACACGGAGAACAUCCGCUUCGUCUUUGCCGCCGUCAAAGACACCAUCCUGCAGCUCAACCUCAAAGAGUACAACCUGGUGUGAAGCACUACGUGACACGAAGAGAAAGAGAGGGCGAGAGCAAGCCCCCCCCCCCCCCCCCCACACACCCACACACACAAACACACACACUUACAUUGUAUUAUUUACUUCUAGAAACACACAUUUGCAUGGAACACAGUCAUCAGCUUCGCGCCACGCUUCCUAUCUCUUUUUUCGAGGCUCUUGUUGCUCAUCACAGUAUACACUCAUCACGUGAGCCUCUUUAUGGGGGAAUUUGUGGUUGAACCUACUAUAUUAUCAACAGCGCUUGUGUGUCGCAGGGUGGCCCAUGUCGAAAACUUUACGGUUUAAAGGGCUCUCUCCCCUCCUGUGUACGCCAUGCAUGCUGUACACGACAGCAGUGUGCUCACCUUAAGGAAUAUAAUAUCUUCUGGUGUUAAAAGAAUACUCUCCCAAUUCAGAGUCCACAUGCUCUGUUGAAUGUAAAUAGUUUUGCUUACACACAGAUAGACGACUUAUCUACUUUUUACCUACUUUGGGGUAACGGUGGCUACACUCAAAGGAUUGUAACCUACCAUACACACUGUCCCCCUUGUGUUUUAAAGUGAGCUCCGAUUGAAAUGACAAAUACAUUUUACAACUACUGACCCCUGCUUCUGAAAUACAGUGGUAUAUAUUUAUAAUUUACUCCUAGAAGUUUAAAAAAUGAUUUUUCAGACCAUAAUUUGAUGCACUGUCGCUGCCAUGUUUUAGCGUGUGCAAAGCAUUCUGGGAAUGAUGACGUAGAAUGGCUGUUGUAAAAUUGUUACGUUGCUGCUCUCUGCGGAGCUAAGCUAGUCACAUGCAAACAACUUAUCGUCAGCGAAAAGAGUUAAAAAUGCCACGCUGUGCCACGUUUGGAUGCAAUUUCCAAUCAGGACGGAAUGCAAAAAAAGGGAGGUAAGCAUUCAUAGCUUUCCCAAAGAGAGAAAGUUGAGGAAACGGUGGGAGGAUGCGGUCGGAAGAGUUGAGCUGCCGAAAGAUCCGCGGCUGUGUUCUCGUCACUUCAGCCCAGAUUCUUUUUUUUUUAUUCUUCUUCACGAGGAGCCUAAACGGCCACGCGUGACAAGCGAAAGCCGAGCAAAACGACGCCAGCCACGUACCUUGAUCAGCCCGCUUUCGCAGUAGCUACAAAUACACCAGUGAAUAUGACCAACUCGAGUUUCUUCACACCCGUCAUCUUCAUCCUCAUUUCUUGUCUUCCUCACUCUCCUCAUUUCCCUGAUCACACUCUGACUUGACCUGAAAUGGCUGACCAGCGUUCAUUGCUGCCAGGGGCUGCUACUGUGGCCACUGCUAAAAACUCCGGCCGUCGAGCACAUCCCCAUUUGACGUCACUACCCAGAAUGCACUGCGACCAAAAGACAAUGGUGGCCUCUGUUGAAAUUACGAUUUGUAAAAAUAUAGAAAUCUGGAAAUGAUUAUCAAAAGUUGUAUCCUAUUGUUAUGUUACUCAAGUCGAAAGAGAUCACAUACACCAAACAUGUCAUUGCAAUCGGAGUUCACUUUAACACCCCUUUAAGAAGACAGCACUACCACUACAUUUACUGCAAAUCACUCCACUCUUGCAUUGCCAAUUUGACACCACAUUUCCAUUUUAUUUAAAAAAAAUUUUGUAAAUAGAAAUCUGUUGCCAGUAUUCCUUUAGUACAGGAGUGGGAUCCGGUCUGCCAUGCAAUUCUCUGGCCCUCAAGGCGUGUGGAAUUAUUGAUUGUAUACAUUUCUGUAAGUAGGGGUUUCUUUCCUAUUACUCAAGUGUGAGGGUUUCGGAGGUUUGGUUAAAUUCUGAUCUUGUGGAGUUGAAUUAUUAGUGUUUUGCCUUUUAUGCCAAGUCCUCCACCCGCACACAAACUCAAAUUCAAUUUAGCCUCGUCCAUCCAUCUCGCGCUCUCGGCAAAGCAAAUCUCACGGAAAACUACAUAACAAAAAUGUCACCAAAAGUGUAUGUACCGAAAUGAUCUUGUCUCAAUUACAAAGUACUUGAUGUGAUAUAUGGGCGUUUAGUGAAACACAAAAGACAAUAUUCAGCUGUAUAAGGGCAAAAUGCUAAAUACACGUGUUAAUUGUACCUUCUGCCAUCUAGUGGUAAAUCAUUAAAUUAUUCUGCCUGUCACUAUAUGUCGCUGGCAUAAACAGAACGAUACAUUAUUUGUAGAAUAUAAAUACUGUAAUCAUUUUUGUGCAAUUGGAUAAUUUUCCAGUGGCACAGUGGUUGGGAAUCACUGGUCUAGUCCGUGGUUAAAAUAUGAGUCAUCGGAUAAACUCUCGGAGGAGUUAGUUGAAGUACCCCCUGGAAAUGUGCAAAAUAACCUUAAAAUGGCCGCUUUAAAGCAAACUUACUAUUUUUUGAGGCUCACAACCUCUACCCAACUGUUUAGAUAUUAGGUUGUUUAUGAUUAUGAUUAUUAUUAGUUUUUAAAGACUUGUCAUGAUAAACAUGCCUACCAAAUAUGCAUUUUCACCAGGACGAAAACUAAUUUGGGUGACUUUUUAAGAUGGACAACCCCUAAUAUGGCAAUCGGUUUGAACAGUUGGUGAAGAAACCAAGAAACUUCAAGUUGAGCUUUUUCCCCUCAUCCUCAUAAAACCUCAGUGGAACUGUAAUGAAAUCAAUCGUUUUAUUUAUUAAUGUAUCAAUAUGUACUUUAAUGAUUAACUAUACAAUGGCCCAUUGAGGACUUUGUAACAACUGACAGGGAAAAGGUUCCCCUUUUCUUUAGUGGCUGCGAUCCAAACGUACAGUGAACCCCCUUAUAUUUGCGUUAGUUGCUGAAAAACUCACCUUGUCGCUGGCACCUAUUCCCUCUUUUUGUCCUCAGACCAUAACCAUGUCUAAUCUACAAAUCUAAUAGUUGGUGGCAUCUUGGGGCCGUAGAACUCGGGUGAGGGGAGGAGCUUCAUUUAGUAUGGCUAUAGUCUAUUUUAAUUGGGAAAACAGCACUUUGAGGCCAUCGUUUGGCAUCUAUAUGCAGUUACAAACCUUUUUGGAUAGACGUCACUGACUCGUUUCGUCUCUAUCCUCCACAAAUAGUGGGGGUUCACUGUACUGCCGAAUGGUUUAUGGUUUAUGGUGUGACAAUCCACUCUAACUUGUGAUUGGCAUUCUGUUUCUUCUGAAGGUGGAAGCUAUAUCCCUGUGUACACCAUUUCAUUACAGUCAUUAGUAGUAGUACUAGUCGUAGCGGUAAUAGUAGUUGUGCUGCCAGUUUGCUUCUCAUUGAACUGCAUUGCUUCAGUUUUUGUUUUGUUUUUCUGUGAUCAACUGGCACAUUUGAUUAACUACUCUGAAGUAGUUCAUUUAUUUAGUUGUGUUUUUCCUCUGGAAGAUCAGCGGGAUCUCCUCGAGCUCAAACGAGGAGACUGGCUUUUAUACUGCUGUAAAAUAUACAAGCUAUUUUAACGGAGACGUGUUUUAUCUUUCGACGUUUAUCCGUCUGUUUUUGAAAAUGCUUGACGGUGGAAUGGCAGCAUUGUCUACAUUUUUCGGGUUCACGCUUUAUGCUAAAAUCUGAAAAUGACACAAAAAAAUGAAAAUCAAAAACAUCUAGUCAUUUAAUAUUUACUGUUGGAGCAUUCUUGAAUUUUUGUAAUUUUACCGCAGGAUGUGUUGACAGUUGGUACCAAUCCCAUAGCGUUUCUCUUGAUGUUAUACCCUUUCUCUAGAGCAAAUAUUUUUUUGCUCAAGCAGGCGCAUCAUUUAUCGGUAAAGGGCUUUUGAAUCUUUGUAGUGUGUUCCUGCUCUGGUUCCGUGUACAGUAUAUGGCAGUGACGUAUUUUAAUGGGAGGGGGUCGGGAGGAAGCACCCUUCAAAUUUGGCUCUUGAGUUGAUCCAGUUGAGGAAGCCCUGCUCUAUAGCGCUUCAUUUCACAAUGUAAUUCAGGUCAGUUGUCAUCACAAGGGCUACUACAAGCAACUUUGGUCGGUAACAGUGCUAUGUGGGGAGGGGGGGGGCAUCUAAACCACAGAUGCCUAUAUGUGACAUUCCCUGGUGGCUUUUUGUUUUCUUCACAUUUUGCCUUUUUACAAGACAAAAAGGAGCAUAUCUCCUCUUUUCCCUCCCAAUCUUCACUUGUCCGCUUUUCUGACAUUUCCACACAGUCAUGGUUGUUGCUGCUAAAGGCUUCUCCCAAUUUGGAAGGUCCCAGUUUGUCUUAAUAAUGUAGGCGUCCUCAUAUUAAAGUCAGAAGCAAGCCGAGGUGUCCGUCUUUUUGUAUAGCAGUGUUUCCACCACCUUUAUUAAGCCAAGGCGCAUACAUAUUUUACAUUAGGUAAAUUUCGCAACAUUCCACCCAAGCAAAAUUUCACAAAAUGUAUAAACUGGAAUACUUAUUGUGAUGAUAGAAGAGCAUUUAAUUGUUCUGCCUGUCACUAUACUAUAUCACUAUAUUCGGCGAUGCAUUGUUUCUAGUAAAUAAUUUUUCGACUGUUCAAGUAAAAUUGGAUCAUUUCCUGGGGUACAUGUUAUAAGCUUUCACGGAAUGCUAAUGUGCAAAGGUAUUGGGAAUCAUAAUUCUAGAGUAGGUCAAAAUCUCCCCCAAAUGAAUAUGGUAAAUACAGUAUUUGCUGUUGUCCUAGACAAAUAAAUGCCUCGCUCAAAUGUGAAAAGAGUAAUAGUUGUGAAAAGUGUCAUUUAUUCGGGGUGUAAUGGUAUGCCCAAAAAUCAUGUUUUGUUACAAUAAAUGGACAAAAUGCAAAAAAAAAAAAAUUUAAAAUUAACAUUUUAAUAACUGAAACAGAUUUAAUAUGAAACAAAAAAAUCCAUAACAUACUUUAGUAUGUUAAAUAUAAAUAAAAUGUCCAUUCCAUCCAUGCAUCCAUUUUCUACACUGCUUAACUUCACUAGGUAUGAUGGCUAACUGCGGGGAGGAGGCGGGGUACACCCUAACUGGUCGCCAGCCAAUCGCUGGGCACACAUAAACAACCAUUCGCACUCACAUUCAUACCUACGGACAAUUUAGAGUCUCCAAUUAACCUACCAUGCAUGUUUUGGAGAUCCGGAGUACCCGGAAAAAAACCCAUGCAGACACGAGGAGAACAUGCAAACUCCACACAACCGAGGCCCGAUUUGAUCCUGGCUCCUCAGAACUGUCAGGUGGAUGUGCUAACCAGUCGGCCACCAUGCCGCCUCCAAUAAAAUGUAAACAAUAAAAUAAUUUCCCCCACAGGGAUAAAGUUUUCUGAAUCUAAACAACAGCUUAAAUAUAUUAUUUGUCGGAAAUGUCCACAUCAAUAGAAUGAAACAACAUAAAUGCUAAUUGCUAGCACUAAAUUCUCCAUUGAAAGGUUCUUAGGACAAUACAAUAAAGUGUCUUUUUAGGAAAUACACUGCCAAAAAAGUGACACAGUAGCAAUGAUUUAUUACAUUUGUCAUGGCAUUUGUUCUUGCUUUGGUUCCAUCUCAAGAGCCUGUGGGAGACAGUUUAAAAGAAGCGGAAAGUUGUUUGUACCGCGUUAGGUUUUCUUUUUCAUGCCAAUAUUCAUGCUCCUGUGAUGCUGUUCCAAAUUGGACGCACUGCCAACAGCAUCUUGUUAGCCAGAGGCUGAGCUGCGCUGUGUUUGUUUACAGAGGAGACUAUACACUCCCUGUCCCUUAGCUAAUAUGUUCCGUAUGGGUGCACUUCUGUACCAUACACAAUGUACUUGUAAAUAGGAAUACACCGUACUGUUACACCCCUAGUAGUUAUUCCAGUUCAUAGACACUUUUGCUCACACAUUCAACGAAUCCAGCUGUUACUAACCAAAACAGCAGCACCCGCCGAGUCACUCAAACUCAUAGGUGAAUUGAAAGUGGGGAGUUGGAGAGAUUUCAGGGACAGUGCCAAGCAAAAAUAAAGCAAUGUACAUUACUAGUAUUUUCAAUUCAACUUUGUUUUGUCCCAUUGAAGCAUGUUUAUUAUGCCUUUGUAAAAAAAAAAAAAUUAAAAUAAAUCAAAUUAAUUGAGAUGUGAAGGUGUUAAAAUGGCCAUCAAAUUCUUGAAAUGAAGGAGACUUCUGCCCCCCACCAUCCCAUCCCCUCUUCAUCGGACUGUGUCGUCUCCAUGGAUCAGAGCACUUAAGGACUUGAUACUGUCCUGCCGCCCCAAAAAGGCUUUUGCUUUCGCUGCCUUCUGAUUAUUAACAGUCACAUCCAGCUCCGAUCGUUUUUGUAAGGCGGACAAGCUUUUCCACGUGUAUAUUUUACGACCACUUAAGAUUUUUUUCUGUUUUUCAAUAACUUUGUGUAGUGGUGUACAAAUUGAAAGUAAUGUAUUCUUUUCUUUUCUUUUUUUAAAGUACAGUAUGCCAAAUGUAAAUUUUGUACAAUGUGUGCCAAUCCCCUUUCUUUGUAAAGCCAGACUCUUGAUUUAAUACUUAAGUGCCAAUGUUGUGAGAGAAAGGGGAGGGGGAAUCAGGGCCCGUGAAUUUUCAUGGUCCACUUUUUGAAAAGAAACAAACACUAAAUAUGUGAUUAAUUAACAAACGUAUUCUUUAUUUAAGAUGAUUGAUCUGCUGUUUUUAACUGCAUGCGUUUGUCGGGCGGGGAGGGUGACGUCAUGCCAGCCAUGACCUCACGGAAAGGGUUGUGCUUCUUAUGGACUUUUUGAUUUACAGUAUUUUAGCCAUAUUUCUCUUUUUUUGUAUGUUUCAUUUCAACCACUGUUGCCUGAACCUCAUUUUAACAUGAAAACAACUUUCAUAGCCUUCUCCUUUUCAAUGUUUUCAAUUGGAAUAAAAAAUAUUCCUAUACUCGCCUA
Messenger RNA from Phyllopteryx taeniolatus (common seadragon), 8933 nucleotides. RefSeq names its product guanine nucleotide-binding protein subunit alpha-11. Gene Ontology annotation, cellular component: heterotrimeric G-protein complex. Gene Ontology annotation, biological process: phospholipase C-activating dopamine receptor signaling pathway; action potential; adenylate cyclase-modulating G protein-coupled receptor signaling pathway. The record is from RefSeq and is a predicted model, not a curated record. The transcript is spliced from 8 exons. Gene Ontology annotation, molecular function: G-protein beta/gamma-subunit complex binding; GTPase activity; G protein-coupled receptor binding. NCBI's taxonomy places the organism in Eukaryota, Metazoa, Chordata, Actinopteri, Syngnathiformes, Syngnathidae. Bases 994 to 2202 code for a protein of 402 amino acids.